Messenger RNA from Cebus imitator (Panamanian white-faced capuchin), 6033 nucleotides. It is a transcript of the gene ZMYM1, whose product is annotated as zinc finger MYM-type containing 1. NCBI's taxonomy places the organism in Eukaryota, Metazoa, Chordata, Mammalia, Primates, Cebidae. The record is from RefSeq and is a predicted model, not a curated record. Bases 2391 to 5432 code for a protein of 1013 amino acids. The transcript is spliced from 6 exons. Gene Ontology annotation, molecular function: protein dimerization activity.
AUCGUACCACUGUAGUCCAGCCCGGCGACAGAGCGAGACUGUGUCUCAAAACAAAAAGAAUUUAUGGAAGACCCGAAGCUUUAGUUAUGUAGGUUAUAUCUAUGAAUAUUAACUAUAUCAAAAAUUAAAUGACUUUUUAAAUGAAAAAUAGCCAUAUUUUUAAAAAUUGGUAAGAGUGUCAUUGUUUUAUCAGUUUUGCAAAUCACCUAACGUCUAGCUGGAUUUUUAUAUCUGCUUCUGCCUUCACUUUAUUGCAAAAUGUGUUGUUUGACAUCUGAAGAAAAUCUGGCCUCACAAAUAUAUGAUUGGAGAAAGGGAGAGUGUUUAGCCUUUCAGACUUUCAGAUAAGUGUGGAUGUUCUUUGAUACUACAACCAAAAAUCAAGUGGUAGUUUGUUAAAAGCUGGUUGCAGUGUGGCUCAGUUAACUUUUUGCACUCUUAUGUUAAAAUUCAUUAAUCUGUCUUGUACUUUGAAUGGAUCUUUAACCCAUGAAUGAUUUCUGUAAUAUGCUAUUGUCAUUUGGAAAAUAUUGGUUUAUUGAGUACUGCAGAUCUUUCAAAUGUGGACAUAUUUUAUUAUGCAGUAUUUUUUAAAUCACCACUAAUCUCAGAAAACUUCUUAAGUUUUGGGAAUCAAUCACGUUGAAGUUGGAAGAUACAAGUUUUCCAAAAUUCUAAUUAUCACUUGAAAGCCAAAAUUUUAUCGUUAGUGGUAAUUACUGUCAGUCAUUUUAUUUGAAGUGACAGUCUCAUUUUUUUCAUUUUCAAGAAAAUAUCUGCAGAUACCCACUUCUGGAUAAUUGUUUGUCUUGAAACUAUUUAUGGUGAACUAUUUACAGUACUUUGAAGUAAAAAUGUUUUCCAUGAAAAAAGUGGCUAAUUUAUUAUAACUCAACAUUUCCAUAUGAGCUUUUCCUUGAGACAACCAUCAUCCUUUUGUGUCCAGAAGUAUUUUAUGCCUAUGUCCUAGUUUGUCAAACAGAAUUACUUUCUUCUGGCCCUACCACUUGGCCAAGACAGAAUAUUUUUUAAUUGUACUUAAGGAUGAAAUUUAAAUAAUUUCAAAUAUUUUGCUGUUUCAUUGAGUACAUCCUUAAGUGAAACUGAUACUUUUUUUAUUUUUUAUUUUUAGCAGUGAAUGUGUAGCAGGGAAUAACAUGAAUAUUAGUACAUUUGGGUGCUGCUGCCUUGAUUUCUGCUAAGGCUGACAGUUUUAGACACUAUUGCCUUUUUUCUUUUCCAAAUUCAUUGAAGUGAAAUUAGUAUUUUUUUUAAAAAAAAACCAUUUCAUUGGCAUUUAGUAUAUUCAUAAUUUGUGACUAUCACCUUUCUUGUUCCAGAGCAUUUCCAUCACUUCAAAGUAAAACACCUUAUACAUUAAGCAGUUUCUCCUGAUUUCCCUCUCCCCACAGUGCCUGUCAAUCACCAGGAUGCAUUGUAUCUAUAGAUGUAUCUAUUCUGAAUAGCUCAUAUAAAUGGAAUCCAGUGUGACUUUUUUAAGACUGGAUAUUAUUACUCUGUUGCUCAGGCUAUAGUGCAGUGACUUUUUAUGUCUGGUUCUUUGCCUUAGCAUAAUAUUUUCAAGGUUUGUCCAUGUUGUACCAUGUAUCAGUACUUAAUUCUUUUUGUUAAUAGGUGAAUAAUAUUCCACUGUAUGUAUAUAACACAAUGUGCUUAUCCAGUCAUUCACUUACUGAUUUGGGCUGUUUUUGUCUUUUGACUAUUGUGAAUAGUGCUAUUAUGAAUAUACAGGUACAUGUGUUUGAGUACCUGUUUUCAGUUUUUUGGGUGUAUACCAAAGAGUGGGAUUGCAGGGUCCUACCAUUAGCUUUGCAACAUCAGUUGCAAAGUGAUGUUGCAAACAUCAACACAACGAAAAGGCAAAUAACAUUAUUAUGAAAACAGUUUUGAUCUUGGGGAUCCCCCUGGGAUUUGAAGACCAUACCUUGAGAUUCUCUGUCCUGUAGAUUCCAGAGUUGCUCAUAUGAAUAUGUGAUCUCUCAUCAUCACUUGGUUUUCACUAGCACUACCUAAUACAGGCUAGCUCGUCUUCAAAACUGCACUAUCAAAGUCAGGCAUGGUGGGAUUAUGUACCUGUAAUCCUAGCUACUCGGGAGGCUGAGAUAGGAGAAUCUUUUGAGCCCAAGAGUUCGAGGCCAGCCUGGGCAACACAGCAGGACCCUGUCUCUUUAACAAACAAAAACAAAAAAACUGCACUAUCAGAUGUGCUUUGUAAUCUAUAAGGUAUGGAUGAGAAAAUUAACACUUAGGGAGUAUAAAUGUGAGAGAACUGGAUACCAGGUUUUCUUAUUUCAAGGCUAAUGUUCUUACUCUAUUUUGAGAGGUCAUUUCGUUUAUAAAGAUAAAGAAGUUAUAAUUUAAACUGCUUAAUGGUGUCCUUGAUGUUUAUUCUUAGAGACAUUUUAAAUCCAAAGGAUGUGAUCAGUGUCCAGCUGGAAGAAGCUACCUCUUGCAAAACUUUUUGCAGCCUAUCUUGUCUUUCAUCAUAUGAAGAAAAAAGAAAACCAUUUGUUACCAUAUGUACUAAUAGCAUUUUGACCAAGUGCAGCAUGUGCCAGAAGACUGCUACUAUUCAGUAUGAAGUAAAAUACCAGAAUGUGAAUCAUAAUCUUUGCAGUAAUGCCUGCCUUUCAAAGUUUCACUCUGCUAACAACUUCAUCAUGAACUGCUGUGAGAACUGUGGUGCCUACUGUUACACCAGCUCUAGUCUGUCCCACAUACUUCAGGUGGAAGGACAGUCUCAUUAUUAUAAUAGUUCAAAGAGUAUUACAGCAUAUAAGCAGAAAGCUGCCAAACCACUUACAUCUGUUCCUUGCAAACCAUUGAAGCCCUCAGAUGAAAUGAUUGAGACUACCAGUGAUUUGGGGAAGACAGAGCUUUUCUGCUCUAUUAAUUGUUUCUCUGCAUACAGUAAAGCUAAGAUGGAAUCUUCUUCAGUAAAUGUUUCCACGGCACAUGAUACUUCAACAGAGCUUCCUUCUCCAAAGAAAGAUACAACUCCAGUUAUAAGCAAUAUAGUGUCAUUGGCAGACACUCAUGUUGCCUUGCCCAUCAUGAACACUGAUGUCUUACAAGAUACAGUUUCUUCAGUAACAGCAGAUGUCAUUGUGGAUCUUUCUAAGAGUUCACCUAGUAAAUCCAGUAGUGGUACUGCUAGUAAUAUUAUGGAACAGCCAAGUCUUUCACCAUCUUCAUCAGUAUUCAGUCAGCAUGCAAUUGGUUCCAGUGUAGAAGUACAAAAAGAUAACGUAUCAAACCAGGAUCCUGCAUGUAAUAUGAAAAUAAGUGAUGAACCAUGUCACCCAAAAUGUACAUCCAAAGUACAGAAAGUUAAAGGUAAAUCGCGAAGUAUUAAAAAAUCUUGUGCAGAUUUUCAGUGUUUGGAAAACAGUAAAAAAGAUGUGACAUUCUGUUAUUCAUGCCAGUUGUUCUGCCAAAAAUAUUUUAGCUGUGAAAGAGAGUCAUUUGCAACCCACGGAACUUCAAAUUGGAAAAAAACUCUGGAAAAAUUCAGAAAGCAUGAAAAAAGUGAAAUGCAUUUGAAGUCAUUGGAAUUUUGGAGAGAAUACCAGUUUUGUGAUGGAGCUAUCAGUGAUGAUUUAUCUGUUCAUUCAAAACAGAUUGAGGGAAAUAAAAAGUACCUAAAGCUUAUAAUUGAAAAUGUUUUAUUUCUUGGAAAGCAGUGUUUACCCUUAAGAGGAAAUGACCUGUCUAUUUCAUCUGUCAAUAAAGGCAAUUUUUUAGAAUUGUUAGAAAUCAGAGCAAAAGAUAAAGGAGAAGAAAUAUUUCGACUUAUGAAUUCACAAGUUGACUUCUAUAAUAGCACACAAAUUCAAAGUGAUAUUAUUGAAAUAAUAAAGACUGAAAUAUUGCAGGAUAUUGUGAAUGAGAUCAAUGACUCCCCAGCGUUUUCAAUAAUAUGUGAUGAGACAACCAAUAGUGCCAUGAAAGAACAGCUUUCAAUUUGUGUAAGAUACCCACAAAAAUCAUCAAACACUAUCUUAAUUAAGGAAAGAUUCUUAGGUUUUGUUGAUACUGAGGAGAUAACUGGAACCCAUUUAUAUAGGACUAUCAUAACUUAUCUGCAGCAAAUUGGGGUUGAUAUGGAUAAAAUACAUGGCCAGGCCUAUGAUAGCACCACUAAUUUGAGGAUAAAAUUUAAUAAAAUUGCAGCAGAAUUCAAGAAAGGAGAACCAAGAGCUUUAUACAUACACUGUUAUGCCCACUUUUUGGAUUUAGCAAUAAUUAGAUUUUGUAAAGAAGUAAAAGAACUCCGAGGUGCUCUAAAAACUCUCAGUUCUUUGUUCAACACUAUUCGUAUGUCUGGGGAAAUGUUGGCAAAUUUUCGAAACAUUUGUAGGCUAAGUCAAAACAAAACAUGCAAGAAACAUAUAUCACAAUCGUGUUGGACAGUCCAUGAUCAUAUAUUACUAUCUGUGAUUGACGGUCUUCCAGAGAUUAUUGAAACAUUGGAAGUUAUAGCAAGCCAUUCUUCAAAUACAAGUUUUGCUGAUGAAUUGAGUGAUUUGCUGACAUUGGUUUCCAAAUUUGAAUUUGUCUUUUGUUUGAAAUUUCUGUAUCGAGUGCUAAGUGUUACAGGAAUUCUUUCCAAAGAGCUUCAAAAUAAAACCAUAGACAUUUUUUCUUUGUCUUCAAAAAUAGAAGCAAUUUUGGAAUGUUUAUCAUCUGAAAGAAAUGAUGUAUAUUUUAAAACAAUCUGGGAUGGAACAGAGGAGAUAUGUCAAAAAAUAACCUGUAAAGGUUUUAAAGUUGAAAAACCUUCUCUUCAGAAAAGAAGAAAAAUUCAGAAAUCAGUAGAUCUUGGCAAUUCAGAUAAUAUGUUUUUUCCUACUUCAACAGAAGAACAAUAUAAAAUUAAUAUCUAUUACCAAGGAUUAGAUACUGUAUUACAAAAUUUAAAAUUAUGUUUUUCAGAGUUUGAUUAUUGCAAAAUAAAGCAAAUUUCAGAACUGUUAUUUAAAUGGAAUGAACCAUUAAAUGAAACAACAGCAAAACAUGUUCAGGAAUUUUAUAAACUUGAUGAGGACAUUAUCCCAGAACUUAGAUUUUAUCGACAUUAUGCAAAACUCAACUUUGUCAUAGAUAAUAAUUGCAUAAACUUCAUCAGCCUUGGCUAUUUGUUUAUUCAGCAUGGUCUUCACAAUAAUAUUCCUUGCCUCUCAAAGCUAUUAUAUAUUGCUUUGUCUUGGCCAAUUACUUCAGCAAGUACUGAAAACUCAUUUUCUACCCUGCCACGUCUCAAAACAUAUUUAUGUAAUACCAUGGGACAAGAGAAGCUUACUGGCCCAGCCCUAAUGGCUGUUGAGCAGGAAUUGGUAAAUAAACUAAUGGAGCCUGAAAGACUCGAUGAAAUUGUGGAAAAGUUUAUCAGUCAGAUGAAAGAAAUAUAAUACUUGCUCAUUUGAACUUAACUAAGAGACUUGUAUUUCUGUUGGAAUGUUUUUAUUUCAAAAUUGUUCAAAAUUCAAAAACCAUAGAAUGAUAAACAGUGAAGUCUCCUUCCCUCCUUUGGAACUCAUUUUCUCUUCCUGAAAAGUGUUAUCUAUUCCCUAAGUAUCCCUCUAGAGGUAUUUUUCCUAAGUGAUAUUAUAUAGUGUACACUGUUCUUCAGCAUGUCUUUUCCGUGUAACAUUUUUGAGAUUGUCUCAUGUCAUUACAUGAAGAGUUUCUUGAUUCUUUGUCUAUAACUGCAGAUUUUGUAUGAAAAAUGUAGGGCCUACCAUAAUUGAGCAGUCCCUACUUACAUUUUUUUUUUCUAACCUUUGCUAUUAUAAAUAAUGAUUCAUUUUAUAACCUUGUAUGUGGGUCAUAUUGUACCAUGAGUAAGUUACUCUAUGCUGGAAAUCUAAAAUUAGAAUUCCUGGGUCAAGAUAUGUGCAUUUUUACUUUUGAGAGAUAUUGGCAAGUUGUCAUCUAUAAGGAUUGUGCCAAUUUGCAGCCCCACCCACAAUGCAUGAGAGUGCCUAUUAAAUCUUUAUCAGUGUUAUCAAA